Gasterosteus aculeatus aculeatus (three-spined stickleback) is the source of this 4575-nucleotide messenger RNA. Lineage: Eukaryota; Metazoa; Chordata; Actinopteri; Perciformes; Gasterosteidae. The record is from RefSeq and is a predicted model, not a curated record.
GUUUCUUAUAGCAGGGUUCUUCACAGUAAGGUUCCUUAUAGCAGGGUUCUUCGUAGAAGGUUCUUUAUAGCAGGGUUCUUCACAGUAAGGUUCCUUAUAGCAGGGUUCUUCAUAGAAGGUUCCUUAUAGCAGGGUUCUUCAUAGAAGGUUCCUUAUAGCAGGGUUCUUCACAGUAAGGUUCCUUAUAGCAGGGUUCUUCGUAGAAGGGCUUGUGGGUUUCUUGGAGCUUGUAGGAGCUUGAGGAAUGUCCCGGGGAAACACUCAGGGCGGGUCUCGGGAUGCGUUUCCUGUUUGCUUGUUGGCGACCUCACUUCCUGCGGCAUGCGGACAGAGAGAGAUGGACCUGUAUUUGUUUUUGAUGCUUUAUGUCUUCAGACUCAAGUGUGAGAACAUGCAGAUGAAGAUGUACCACCACGGCAAUUACAGCAAUAAUAAGAAAAUAACCCUCUGCCAGCAGCUGCCACGCCGAACCCGGGGGAGGAGCCUGACCCUGGGCCGACCGAGCCAGCUAUGCCCCCCGCCGGCCCCCCGCGGUCCAGCACCCACCCAUCACGCUGAUCUGAAACACGCUCUGACCACCUGACUGCCAGUCAAAAUGAUGAAAGCCUCGGCGGUUGUCGGGGGCAACCGGAGAAGGUCUCUCUCUCUGAGAGGGGUGGACCCGGAGACCUGCAUGAUCGUCUUCAAGAACCACUGGUCACAGGUGGUGAAGAUCCUGGAGAAACACGAGCCGGCCCGCGGCGUCACCGGCGCGCUGAGCUUCCUCUCCGGCCCCGCGGCGCUCCGCCCGGGCCCCGUCCCGGCCGACGAGGCCAGCGCCGUCCAGAACUACGUGGAGCACAUGCUCUUCCUGCUGAUGGAGGAGGAGGUGGGCCAAGGUGAGACAGAGCCGAAGGGGGAGGAGGAGGGGGCGGCGCCGCGUCGGCCCAGGUCUCAUGACCUUGUCUUGGUUACAGGAGGCGCCAUGGGGCCCAUCUUGGAGUUUGUGGUGGUGGAGGGCGUGAUGGAGAGGCUGUUCCUGUGGAGUCUGAGGAGACAGUUCACGGAGGACAUGAAGCUGGAGCAGCUCAGGAUGUACCAGAUGCUUCUGUCCCAGGCCAGGCAGCCUCUGCUGCACCACAAGCCGGUGCUGCGGCCGCUCAUGAUGCUGCUGGCCUCCUGCGCCGGACCUGGCACCGACAGCGGCGGCGUGGUGGAGGCGGAGCUUGUCCUCCUGUUGAACCAGCUGUGUGUCGCUCUGGUCAAAGAUCCCUCGGUGCUGGAACUCUUCUUCCACACCAGUGAGGACCAAGGAGCCGCCAACUUCCUGCUCUUCUCCCUGCUCAUACCGUACACACACCGGCGGGGUUCGGUCGGCCAGCAGGCCAGAGACGCUCUGCUGCUCAUCAUGUCUCUGUCGGCCUCUGACCCUCGAGUGGCGCUGCACAUCACCCAGAACACCUACUUCUGCCCUGUGCUGGCCACAGGUCUGUCCGGUCUCUACUCGUCUCUUCCGGCCCGGCUGCAGGUCUACAGUGAAGACUGGCACUGCCUGGCCCCGGCCGACUGGCAGCAGGUUCCAGCUCUCGUCCACUUCCUGCACUCCCUGGACUUCUGCAGCGCGGUUACCAAGGUAACACACACACACACACACACAGACACACACACACACACGCACACACACAGACACACACACACACACACACACACACACACACACACACACACACACACGCUGAUUAGGGGUCCGUCCUCCUCUCAGGUGGCUCAUCCCUCCAUCCGGUCUCAGCUGCUCGGCUACAUCUACAACGGCUUCCUGGUGCCGGUCCUGGCUCCCGCUCUGCACAAGCUGACGGUGGAGGAGGUGAUGACCACCACCGCCUACCUGGACCUGUUCCUGCGCUCCAUCUCUGAGCCCGCCCUCCUCCACAGCUUCCUGUCCUUCAUCCUGCUGCACACGCACGACAACGUGCACAUCCUGGACACGCUGGUCAGCAGGGUCAACACGCCCUUCCAGCUGGGGACGGUGUCUCUGGCUCUGUUCAGGACUCUGAUUGGUCUCUUCUGUGAAGACGUCAUGCUGCAGCUGGUCUUCAGGUAUCUGGUUCCCUGCAGCCACCUGAGCGGGAAGCAGCGCUCCGCCCUGAGGCGCAGAGACUCCUGCUCCUCCAGCGCCGCCUCCUUCCUGCUCCUCUCGCCCCCCUGGUGUGCCGGGACCCUCCUCGGCCUCGGCCCCCCCACGGAGCACGUCCACUGGCCCCGAGGAGCAGGCCUGUCGCUGGCGGACAGCGUGGGGUACCGGCGCGGCGCCGACUUCCCGAUGGACGUGAACUACCUCCACUACCUGUGGGACGCCCGCCAAGCCAUCUCCACGGCUCUCAGAGCCUCUCGUCAGUGGUCGUGUGCGUACGACGGGUUCGACCCUCCGCCGCAGGACUGCCGCUCGGGAUCGGUCCUCCCCGAGGACGACCUGGAGGACGAGCUCGCCCGGCGAGUCAACGGCGACGCCAUCUACUCUCUCCUCGUGGCUCCUCCCCCCUCGGCCCUCUCCCCGACGCCUUCCUCCUCGGAUACCGUCUCCGCGGGCAACCAGGUUAGCCGAGCAGGCUCCGCCCUGGAGCUGGAGUGGGACGACAUUUUCGCCGACGAGUACCCCCCCCUCCUGUCGGCGGACGCGGCGGGGGGCGGCGUGGCCGCGGAGGUGGACGGUUGCGUCUCGACGCCGCGGCACAUCCAGGAGAUGCGGCGCACCGCCACCAAGCUGGUCCGGGGCUCCUACGUGGAGGAGUCCGAGUUCCAGGACGACGUCCUGGUCUACGAUCUGGUCGCCCAGAGGGAAACCAAGGCGGCCAUUUUGGAGCGCAUCAUGGCGGCGAACCGGCGGUCGCACGGGAGCUUCUCCAACGGCCAGCGGGCGCCGACGGCGGCGGGGAAGACCGUCAUAGAAACGGUUAACAACAUCAUGUCGACGAGGAGGAGGAGCGAGGACGGGGGGAGAGAGGAGAGGAGGAGGAGCGAGGACGGGGGGAAGGAGGCGGGGAGGAAGAAGGAGGAAGGAGAAGAGGAGAUGAAACGGACAGACGCACCAGGAGGACGUCCGUCUCUCACCAACGGCUUCGACGCCAAGAAUCUCACCAUCGACGAAGACUACGAGGACAACGAGGAUGACGAGGACGGCGAGACGUUUCACACUCGACACAACGGCGACCCUUUGGUGACCCCCGCAAGGGCCGCGAGUCCACCGGGCAACGACGCCGCCGACAGCGACAGCGACAACUUCCUGUCCCGGUACCAGGAGCUCAUGCGCUCUUUGGGGGCGGAGCCAGACUGCGACGACGUCACCAACGACAUCGGCGCAUUCAGGAGGCGGGUCAGAGCGCUCAGGCAGAAACUGGAAGAGGAGGAGUCCUUUUUUUGCUCCUCGUGGGAUGAUGGAGGGGAGGAGGAGGAGGAGGAGGCGAUGGAAGAAGUGGAGGAGGAAGGAGAGGAGAGGAGGAGACGCCGUAGGGAAGGCAGCAGGAGGCACGGAGUUCCCUUCACAGGGCCGUUCAUCAGCGUGCUGCUGUCCCGCCUGGAGAACCUUCUGGAGAACUCCAUCGCCGUCAACCUGCUGGUGACGGGCCUGCUGGCCCAGCUGGCGUCGUACCCGCAACCUCUCCUGAGAUCCUUCCUGCUCAGCACCGACACGCACGACCAGCCCAACGUGCGCACGCUGCACCAGGUGCUGGUGUCGGAGCGCGAUCAGAUCGAGCGCUACGUGGCGGCCCGGCCGGACUUCCCCGCCCUGGUCACUCAGGCCUGGAGGUUCCUGUUGGCCAAAGACCAGGAGAGCAAGUUCAGAGAGUGCCUCGAGUCCUGCGGGGACAGAAACAGCGGCCCGGACGCGCAGGCCCCGCCUCCUCUCGCCGCCGCCCUGCUGCCUUGCCCCCCCAUCCCCCCUCGGGCCAAGAGCCGGGUGUUCGCCGUCGUCCUGUUCGCCGAGUUCCUGAAGGAGCUGGCUGCCGUGGCCCAGGAGCACAGCGUCGCACUCCAGUGCACCGCGGAGGAGUGACCCCACCCCCCAAACCCCACCCAACCCCACCCAGCCCACCCAACUUGCCAAGCACAAAACACGCAACGCCAGCGGUGUGACGGUCAAAUAUUUACAUGGUUAUUUAUAUGUUGAUGAAAACUGUGAUUUCUUGCCACUGACAUGUGGGUUAUUACGAGAUUAUGAACAUUUAUCAACCCGCUAACGUGGCUACUAGCGUUUAGCUCGGGGCUAACAGGUGGACGGGUGCCGCUCAGAGGACAAACAGGAGCUUUUAUGUAUGAAGUGUCUUCCCCGUUCUGACUCUUUGACGUCCGUGAGGCGUUUUAAACUAUUCUUUUGACCACACGCUGGUCUGGAUUCAUGAGGUUUGAUACUUUCACUUUAGAUCAGAAAACGUUUUUCAGGCACAUGAGCACGAACGGAUGUGAUUGGCUGUGAUGUCGUAUCGGCGUGAGAGGAGCUGUGGGACUGAAGACGACGUCUCCAUCAGUUCGUCCCUUUCUACGACAUGUUGGAUGCAUGUUAACGUGUAUUUAAAGACAAUAAAUUCACUUCAUCAUUCA